AUGGGAAGUGGGCACACAUAUUUGACCUACAAUGGAACAGUUGGUGGACACAACGGCAGCGAUAGCCGUGUCUAUGUCACGGUUGACUGGGACAAGGCCCCGAAAGCUCCCAACACCACAGAAGUCUUCAUCAACAUAACGAGUGACUGUCGCGGCUUUGAGAGGUAUGCCGGUCAGGAACCACGCGUGGUUGCAACAGUCAUCAACCGAGAAGUGCCUGAUGACUUUGAAGGCUUUGUUGAAUCUGAUGGACACGUUUCAAUCGAAGCAUCGCACUACCAAGACAUAUAUGAAGGCGACUCUGACGACGAAUCUGUCGAAUACCACACUAUCAAGAACUACGGCCGUACGCUUGCAGGUGUUGGGCUAUACCCUCUCGAUACUGAGACACUUGAGGUUGGUGAAGGCCCUGCUCUCGAGUAUGAAAUGUACCUCUUCAGCAACCACUCGGCCGCCAACGUUACGCUCUUUAUCUCUCCAGCUGCCAACUACCUCGGAGAUAGAAAUCCGCUCGAAUAUGCCAUCGUGUUGUUCCCAUCUGGAGAGGACCAACCCGAACCGACAAUCGUUCAACCUAUUGGUCCGAACGUUGGCAGUAACAUGCCCGAGGGAUGGGGCUAUGUUGUUCCCAAUGCUGUCUGA
Fusarium oxysporum Fo47 is the source of this 642-nucleotide messenger RNA. RefSeq lists its product as uncharacterized. Lineage: Eukaryota; Fungi; Ascomycota; Sordariomycetes; Hypocreales; Nectriaceae. The record is from RefSeq and is a predicted model, not a curated record. Bases 1 to 642 code for a protein of 213 amino acids. The transcript is spliced from 2 exons.